Molecule: messenger RNA, 1880 nt
Organism: Toxoplasma gondii ME49
Lineage: Eukaryota; Apicomplexa; Conoidasida; Eucoccidiorida; Sarcocystidae
Product: RNA recognition motif-containing protein
Exons: 4
Coding region: 1-1848 (615 amino acids)
Cellular component (GO): mRNA cleavage and polyadenylation specificity factor complex
Molecular function (GO): mRNA binding
Source: RefSeq, a predicted model, not a curated record
AUGAGUCGCUCUGUCGAGCGGAACUCGUCUCCGUCCUCAGGGGCGUAUCAGAUGUGGCUGGGCAACAUCCCCUUCGAUGCGACAGAAGAAGAUCUGAAGACGCUUCUCUCUCGAGUCGGUCGCGUGCUCCAGGUCCGCAUCAAGUACGACGAAGGCGGCCAAAGCAAGGGCUUCGCUUUCUGCGAAUUUCCAGAUCCCGAGACCUGCUACCUCGCCUACGUGACGCUGAACAACGCGGACUUGGGCGGGAGGAAACUGAAGAUCGACUUCGCCACUGACGAGCUCCGCCAGCGCUACGGAUCUUCUGGGGGCGGGGCCGCCCGCGCUGAGAGACGCAAGGCGCCUGCAGGAUCUCUGGCGGGCACUUCCGGCGCCGAAGAGGCACUGCGAGGCCUGGGGACAGCGGCUGGAGACAGUCUGCUCGGGCCCGGGCCGGGCGCGAAGGCCUUCCGCGGCAGAGACACCCGCGCUGUCGGCGCGGUUGACCCGCGAGCCCAGGGCCUGGGGUUCCGGACGAGGCCUGUGAGUUUGUACGACGGCGCCGCGGCGGCAGCGGACAUCAUGGAGAUUCUGAGGACAUUCUCCACGACGCAGUUGAUCAGUUUCCUCGGUGAAAUGAAGACCUUGAUGAAGGAAGACGCAGGUGCCUGCCGGCGCCUGCUCAGUGCGCACCCGGCGCUGGUCUACGCGGCCCUGCAUGCCGUGUAUUUGCUGGGGAGUCCGCGACCCGAGCGCGGGCGCCAGGAUCCCAGAAGCAGCCAGAGAUCUUCGUCUCUCGCCCCGCCUGAGAAGAAGCAGAAAGUCGAGACGGAGACACGCGAAGAAGAGACUCGCGCGCGGUCCGUCGACGGCGGUGACCUCCGGUCUCUCGAGCGCCACAUGGGCCUCCCUGAGGCCCAACUCGAGAAGGCGCGGAGGAACCGGACAGAACGCCAGGAGCAGCUGCAACAUGCAGGCCUCCUCUCUGUUCCGGUGGCGACUGCGAGGCAGGAGAAUGGCCCCAGCCAGGGCCGCGCCCAAGGCGCCGGCGACGCGGCGCCGGGACAGCCCGGGGAUGGGGGGGGGUUCGGCCCCCAGGCCGGUGGAGCCCAGCUAGCGAGUCCCCUCGCGCCCGAAAAGCCGGGCCCAGCCGGAGACAGAUCGGUGCCGGGCCCACAGAGUGGCCUCGCGCCCCAGAACCUCAGUGCGGCGUCCCUCUCUGGAGGGCAGAGUAGUUCUUCAGGGACAGCGGCAGGCCGCGGCCUUCCCGGCGUGCAAAGGGGAGUGGCUGGAGGAGCCGCCGCGCCCCAGGCGAAGGCCCGAGGCGUUUCCGGUGGAGCUCCGCAGCUGGGACUUCCAACGUGCGUAGGCGGCGCUCUCCCUCAGGCUGCUGCAGGGACCCGGCCGCAGGAAGAGUCUCUUCGCAGGACGGCGAGACAGUCGACAGAAAGAGACGUUUCCUUCUCGGCUCGAGCGAGCUCUCAAGAGAGACGAAGAGAACGCAGCGUCUCCUCUGGGGGUCCACCCCACACUCUGCAGGCCGCGCCGGCCCAGCCGGCCCUCCAGACGGGGACACAGGAGACAUCUUGGCCCGCGCAGCCGGGACGAGCCGAGGUCCGAGAGAAACGGCCUUCCGGCGAAUCUCAAGAAGCCUUCGGAGUCGGCGGCGUCGUUCCCCAACAUCCUGCUCUGGCAGUCCCCCCUGCUCCAGAUGCUCUCGUCGAGGAAGUAUUGAAGAGCCCGGAUAUUCUGACCAACGUUCUGAACAGCAGACCCACCACGAUGCAGGAUUGGCCGCAAGAGCAGCGGCAGCAAGUUUUGGCUCUUCAGUCGGCGCUCUUGCGGCGGGGUUACCGCGUCGCGCAUUGAGACGAGAAGGGCAAACAUAUGCAGGCGUGAGA